Saccharomyces mikatae IFO 1815 is the source of this 1698-nucleotide messenger RNA. RefSeq names its product RNA polymerase-associated protein (gene RTF1). Gene Ontology annotation, cellular component: Cdc73/Paf1 complex. The record is from RefSeq and is a predicted model, not a curated record. Gene Ontology annotation, molecular function: RNA polymerase II C-terminal domain phosphoserine binding; DNA binding. The coding region runs from base 1 to 1698 and encodes 565 amino acids. The transcript has a single exon. Lineage: Eukaryota; Fungi; Ascomycota; Saccharomycetes; Saccharomycetales; Saccharomycetaceae.
AUGUCUGACUUAGAUGAAGAUUUGUUAGCUUUGGCUGGUGCCGAUGAAUCUGAAGAAGAAGAUCAAGUUUUGACUACAACAUCUGCCAAGAGAGCUAAAAACAAUGACCAAUCUCUCUCCAAAAAGCGGAGGAUUGAAGUUGGGAAUGCAGAAGAAGACGAUGAAGAGGAUGAGGAUGAGGAGGAUGAUUACAAUCCUUACUCUGUAGGAAAUGCAAGCUAUGGAUCCGAGGAAGUAGAAGAGCCCAAUCCAUUUCCCUUGGAAGGUAAGUACAAGAAUGAAAGCGACAGGGAGCACCUAGAGUCCUUGCCUGAAAUGGAACGUGAAACGUUGUUAUUUGAAAGAUCUCAAAUAAUGCAAAAGUACCAGGAAAGGAAACUUUUUAGAGCACGUGGAAGAGACAUGAAGGAACAACAACAAAGAGCCAAGAAUGACGAAGAUUCUAGAAAAACCAGGACUUCUACUAGGUCAACACAUGCUACUGGUCAUUCUGAUAUAAAGGCUUCAAAACUUUCCCAACUAAAGAAACAAAGAGCAAGAAAGAAUCGUCACUACAGCGACAACGAAGGCGAGGUAGAUGAUGAAGACGAGUACAGAGAAGAUGAUUAUAAAGAUGAUGAAGGGAGUGAAUACGGAGAUGACGAAGAGUAUAAUCCUUUUGAUAGAGGUGACUUAUACGAUAAGAGGGAAGAAGAAGUGGAAUGGGCGGAAGAGGAAGACGAGCUGGACAGGGAGCCUGAAAUUUCUGAUUUCAACAAAGUAAGGAUUGGCCGUUCAUUUGUCGCAAAAUUUUGUUUUUAUCCUGGGUUUGAAGAUGUCGUCAAAGGUUGUUAUGGUAGAGUUAACGUUGGUACAGAUAAACGUACAGGCAAAACUAGUUACCGUAUGGUGAGAAUUGAGAGAGUUUUCUUGCAGAAACCUUACAACAUGGGCAAGUUUUACACUAACCAGUAUUUUGGUGUUACUCAAGGUAAAGACAGAAAAGUUUUUCAAAUGAAUUAUUUUAGUGAUGGUUUGUUCGCUGAUGAUGAAUAUCAAAGAUACCUCAGGGCUUUGGAUAAUUCGCAAAUUGUCAAACCUUCUUUACAUUCUUUGAAUAAUAAAACGAAGGAGGUUAUGGAUUUUGUAAAUACACCACUGACCGAUAAAACUACAGAUGAGGUUGUUCGUCAUAGGAUGCAAUUUAAUAAGAAGCUAUCCGGUACGAAUGCAGUAUUAGAGAAAACUGUAUUGAGAGAGAAACUACAGUAUGCUAAGGAAACAAACAAUGAAAAAGAUAUUGCAAAAUACUCCGCCCAAUUAAGGAAUUUUGAGAAGCGAAUGUCUGUGUACGAAAAGCAUCACGAGAAUGACCAAUCUGAUAUAAAAAAAUUGGGAGAGUUAACCUCUAAGAAUAGAAAGUUAAAUAUGAGCAACAUCAGAAAUGCGGAGCAUGUUAAGAAAGAAGAUGUCAAUAAUUUCGAUUCGAAGAGUGAUCCUUUCAGUCGGCUAAAAACCAGAACUAAAGUUUAUUAUCAGGAGAUACAGAAGGAAGAAAACGCAAAAGCCAAAGAGAUUGCACAACAAGAGAAACUACAAGAAGAUAAAGUUGCUAAGGAAAAACGUGAGAAAGAGCUGCUUCUGGCACAGUUUAGACGUCUUGGUGGAUUGGAGCGCAUGAUCGGUGAGUUAGAUAUCAAAUUUGACUUCAAAUUUUAA